Molecule: messenger RNA, 2004 nt
Organism: Anopheles marshallii
Lineage: Eukaryota; Metazoa; Arthropoda; Insecta; Diptera; Culicidae
Exons: 2
Coding region: 1-2004 (667 amino acids)
Source: RefSeq, a predicted model, not a curated record
AUGGCCUGCUGGCAGCAGCUUUUGCUUUUGCUCUUCGCAGUACUGGUAGUGGCGGAAGAGGCUAGCAAGGGUACCAACGAUGGCGAACAACAAAAUACCUCCGUUGAACAUCUUCCCCAGCCAGCCGCAUUGCACCGUCAGAAGCGUCAUGAGGUUGAAAUCCAUCGCGUUAUAAAGCGACGACCAAAGCUACCACCUCCCCCACGGGGUCGCAAACCGAGACCACCGCGGCGGCCUGGUUCUAAACCGCGCGUCAAGUACGGACCACCCAACAUCAACUAUCCUCCAAUUUCGCACUAUGUCCCGCAGUCGAUCGACGACCCGUACAGCUCCGGGUUCGAGGCUUCCUUUGCCGAUCAUCACGGAUCGUUCGGCGAACCACCGGCGGGCUAUGGUUCACCGAUACAUCCAUCCCCCACGUUCGGAUCGCCCCCGUUUGCGUACGGCCAGACGAUCACCAGCUACGAAGGUUCCACCUACGGGAAGCCUAGCUACGAUGGCUCGUCGCCGUUUGGAAAGCACAACUACCAAGGAAGCUCUUCCUCUUCAUCAUCGUUCGGCAAACCAAGCUUCGAGAUAUCCAACUUCGAUGGUGGGUUUUCAAAGACUAGCUUUGGAAACGGACCCGGCACGUACGAUUCCAAGGUACCUUCGUUCUUGGAUUCAUCCAACAGCUUCGAGGGUUUCCCUGGCGGCAAACAUUCGCACAAUGUUGGAGGAUAUUCGCACAGCUAUUCGCACUCGGGCAACAAACAACCUUCGUUUGCGGAUUCCACUGCCAUAAACACCUACACCACACCAUCCGGCAAAGGUAACAUCUACGCCGACACGUCCUCCACCUUUGGAGACAUAGGAUCGAAGCAUCAAUUACCGCUGGAAAAGUAUCGAAAGGAUCCCUACAAGACACCGGUCACGUCGUACGAAGUUCCAUCGAACUCAAAGUCGAAUUUAUUCGAACCUUCGGGAGAUUUCGAAACGACCUACAAACGAUCACCACACAACGGUGGCAUCAGCUCAACGCACUCCACCUCCCACAGCACCGUUGGCAACAGUGAGGAAGAUUACAUACCCAGCCUACCGACAAGAUACGAUCAGGAGCAGUUCCAUACGCCCACGAAAACAAACCCCAACAAACCUCCGAUCAGCACGCUUCAGACGAUCGGUGGUGCGGAUGAUCAUUUCACCUCCUUCACCUCCUAUUACGACGGAGGUUCGGAGUCCCAGCGGGUCCCGGUCAAAAGUAAACAACCGUCCCCGUUCGGGCCGGAGUCGUCCGAUGAGCAGUUCCCUACAGCAUCGGGCGGCGAUAAGCGCAUCAAGAAUCGCCGCAAGAAGAAACCCAAGCUGCCCAGCUCAACCAUUGCCCACAAUCUCGACACGGAUGAUCUGCGCGACGCGUUCGGCUCGAGUUCCGAUUUCCACCAGGUGGCAAUAGAUGCGGACGAGUUUUUAGACUUUGAACCGAAGAAACAGAUUAAACAUUCCAAACCGGCGGGUGUGACGUUUCCACGGGCCGAAGAAACGCUACCGUCCAAUUAUGUACUGCUUUCGUCACAAAACCAGGGUAACGCCGCGGCAAAGGGUCGUGAACCAAACCACCAACGGUCACCUUCCUCCACUGCGGUUUCAACCAGCAAGUCGGUAGAAUAUGAUACGAAACAAUUGAAUCUAAACAAUUAUUUUCAAGCUAACCAGGCACACCGGCCAUCGAAGCCAAUUGGACUAGACGAUUUGAAUAUUCUGUCGAUACAGAAGUCUAACUCGCACAGUUACUAUGCCGGUUCGAGUCAAGCCGGAAGCGCAGGUAGUGAUAGACCUAGUACCGGAUUUCUACCGACCAGAAGAAGAGACAUGCAGCACUAUCGUAGUGCCAGCAGUAGCCUCGAUUACACCAUGCUUGAUGAGGAUGAUGAAGAAAAUUACGACGACAUCAGUGACAUUGGGACGCGGGCGCGUGGCAACCGCAAGAAAAAAGAUCUGUCGGAAACGACGGUAGCCUUGUAG